This is a messenger RNA of Puccinia graminis f. sp. tritici CRL 75-36-700-3, 3026 nucleotides long. RefSeq lists its product as uncharacterized. Gene Ontology annotation, cellular component: THO complex part of transcription export complex. Lineage: Eukaryota; Fungi; Basidiomycota; Pucciniomycetes; Pucciniales; Pucciniaceae. Gene Ontology annotation, biological process: mRNA export from nucleus; regulation of DNA-templated transcription elongation. The transcript is spliced from 8 exons. The coding region runs from base 9 to 2897 and encodes 962 amino acids. The record is from RefSeq and is a predicted model, not a curated record.
ACAAGCUCAUGACCAACCAACCAACAACGAAGAUGGUCAAGAACAUCUACUCAGACUACCAAACCCAGCUCACAAACCAACUAACCAACUACAUCGACCGACUAGACAAACAACAACGAACAACCACCACACCAACCACAAGACAAAACAUCAUACAAGAAAUAACAGAGCAGCUGCCAGCACUGCCAGAACAAGCAACCGAACUCAGACGAUUGAUCAUCUCAUCAGUCUUCUCAUCACUCAUCAGUCAUCUCAAUCAGAACAGAAAAGAAGGAGAACAAGACUACACGCUCUACCAUCUACUCGAUCUCGUACUAGCCUUCAUCGAUCAUGGUCUCGCUGCACCCGAACUGGCACUGGGCUGUAUUGAAGAGAUACUCGAGGCUUCGACCGUCCAACAGGCCCAAUUCAUCUUUGGAUAUCUCGAGUCAAGAGUCCAAAGAUUGACUGUCGAUAUGUUGCCCGACAGAGGGAAAGGGCUAAUCUUCCUAAGGAUGCAAAACAACCUCCUCAGAAGACUCUCGAAAUCAUUGCAUACCGUGUUCUGUGGGAGGAUCUUAUGCUUCUUAUCCUCAGUCUUCCCGAUCGCCGAGAAGAGUGGUGUCAACCUACGAGGAGCAUUCAAUCAUGGGAACAUCACCAAGUUCGACCAAUUCGACUCACCCCCCUCGACCAUGCUCAUCUCCAAUAAUAAUAGUACUACCGAUGAAAUCGAAGCGGGCAGUAAAGAGAUCGAGAAAAUUACUCCCCAAGAUUCGACCCCGAGACCAAACGAAGAGAUCAAACCAGAUGAUUCGGCUCGAGUCAAGGCAUCCAAGUCAGCUACCGACAAGCGUGAAUUUUAUACGCGAUUCUGGUCCCUACAAGCUCUCCUUUCGAACCCGCCAGAGCUAUUCAAGUCCUGGACGCCUGACCCGACCGUCCCACCAGCACUCCCCUCAUCAUCAACAACAACGACAACAACAGCGACGACUUCAGCGACUUCAGCGACUUCAGCGACACUUGAUCCCAACUCAUCCCAACCCUCGACUCCGAACCUCAAAAAACUCAAGGACGGGAUCUCGAAGACGUUGGAAGUCUUUGGGAGGAUGACCAAGAAAGAACUCGAACUCGGCACCAGCCAUCUCCAUAAAUCUGAAGACAUGGACGGACUCGAACAGUUCUUCUUUCCCAAGUUCUUGACCAAGAGUAACUUGUUGGACCUCGAGAUUGCAGACCCUUACUUCCGACGUCAAGUCUUGACUCAAUUCUUAAUCAUCUUGCAAUAUAUACGUGGCUUCUCUCCUGAAGAACGAGCCAAACGCGCCUCCUUACCGAAAUCAAACCGGAUCAGUGAAAUCCCUUACGUCUAUCAAGCCAAAGAUGAGGCUUGGGUACUCAAGUUGAGUGGAGAGGUCUGGAAAACGCUUUAUGCUACUCCACCUCAUGGGGAAAUCUUCGCAAUGACGAUCCAACAAAUUCUGAUUCGAGAAUCUAGUUGGAUCAUGUGGAAAGCUGGCUCGUGUGCCAGUUUUGAGAAAGCUAGCUUAGACGACCUCGAUCCGGCGCCUGGAUACAAACGCAUCACCAGUAACCCGGUCAAGUUUCCUCAUCCAGUGGGGACACCUGCUCUCAGUAAACUUUGGGAAAACAAAGUCACGUUGGACUCGAUCGAAAAUAUCGAUCCUACCGCCGGGGUCCCUGAUCUGAAAACUCUGCAUCUGAAAAUUCAGCAUCUUGAUCUUCAGUUGAAACAGCUUCAGGAGAAUCUGCCUCCCGAUACCGAUCCUAAAGCUGAAACCAUAAAAUCACAAGUUCAACAGCUCCAAGAACGAAAAACAGGAUUAUCAUGGAGAGCAUUACGGAUAGCCCAGAGUUCCCACUUACAAUUUUUUGGGAAGAUAGGGAUGCCAGCGGAUAUCAACAAGUUAAUGAUGGUGAUUGAGGAAUCGAAGAACCGAGGGAGUGUACCACUGAGUCGGCCGGUGUCGGGGAUGAACGCGUCGCCGCUGACGACGCCGAACCUCCAAUCGAUGAGUGGCUCGGCGACGACCGGGGUGGAGGAGGAGUCGAUGGGGAAGGCGUGUACAGGGGAGACGACGCAGGAGCUGCAGCGGGUGCCGUCGAACGAGGCGAGCCAGCCGGACGUGGUGAUGCUUGAUGGGGAGAGCAUCAUGGAGAGCGUUGGUGGGCCGGGGGGGUUGGCUAGCGAGCUUGAUGGCGAGCUGAUCAGCGAGAGCUUGCCCUCGGUUGCACCGCCCGUCCCAAGCGGCUCCACCGACGAGGUCCGGUCGGCCACCAGCCCGGUCUCCCGCCCCGCCUCGCCCCAGCCGAUCCCCUCCGCCGUUGCACCCACCGUCUCCACCAUCAUUCCUCCGACCCUCAGCCGUCACCACUCCCAUCCGCAACAACAACCCGUCUCCUCCUCCUCCUCAUCCCAGAUCCGCACCUCACCAACCCAGACCUUGCAUCACGAGCCACACAGGAUGUCGGACGUAGAACAAGUGAUCCGACGGAUGGAGGCCCAAGCAAAUCGGUCCGCAGUCGGCACACCCACCCCUCCGCCUCCGCAGAGCUCUUCUGGUACUUCAGGUGGUCGACAUGGCCCUGGCUCUGGUGGUAGUGGUGGUGGUGGCGGCUCUGGAGAUUACUCUCGCCCUCAUCACCCACAUACAGGUCUACUCUAUUACCACCCUUCGCUACCUUCCCAUCCUCACCAUAACAACCAUGGCCCUCGGCUAGGCCCUCCUCCCGGUCGUCCUAACUCGAAUAAUAAUAGCAACAAUAACUCGAAUCUUAACAAUCUCAAUACUCUGAGAGAGCAUCCCGGGAUCCUUAAACGUCCUGUCGCCGAGGUCAUCGAUCUCGAAGCCCCUGAUCUGGCGAUCGGUAAUGAUCCUAAAAAACAUAAAAAUUAGUCCUCUCUUUUCUUUCUCUUUGGUUCAUACACAGAUAGAUACAUUGACAGAUUAAAAUGGAAUGAAUCGUGUAUUUUUUUUUUUUUUGCUUGGUGGUUAUUAUUAAUGGGGUUUGUAGGUUUGGGUUAA